AUGUGGCUUGCCAACUUGCACUCUGUCAAGGAGCAGCUGGGAGCCAUUAGCAAUCCCCACACGCGCUACAGAACCGCACUGGAUUAUCACUUGCUGCAUCAUGUCAUAGCCCAAUGGAUCGAUAUCUUGAUAACGGGGAGGCCUCGUGUUAGGCGCACCCUGACAUAUUUUCAUCUUGAUGUCGCCAUUCAAAUCCGGAAGAGUGGUGUUGGUGUUUCGUCCGGACUCUGUUACUGUAAGGCGUUGACGCAUCUGGGCCAUGUCAACCGAGCAUAUAGCGCAGUAAAUGAUAAGGAUGUCGUCAAGAGCACCCAAAUGGCGUGGUUCUUCCGAUAUGGAAGAGGGAAAUUCUAUCACAAGAACAAAACCUCGGCCACGCGGGAGACCACCACGAGCAUUGAACCGCCAAGACGCGGCUGCUUAAAUCAGAUGAUUCAGGAAGAGUUGCAGGCGAAACGAUCAAUCAAGCAAAGCCCUGGUAGCUUGGAGGAAACACCGUCAAUGGGCGUGGCCAGUAAGUACUUGGCGAUGGCGGAGCAGUAUUCCGAAGACGGCAACGACAAUAUAGAUCCACCUGAUGGACGACCUCUAGUUACUGUCGACUUAUCUCUACAAGAAACAACCGUUUCAAUCCACGAUGCUCUCAUUGGCCGAUUUGUGGACUCGUAUGGCUCGCCAGGAACUACGACAUCUCAGCCAAAAUACUGGAUUCACGACGGGCGACCGUGGUGCCUAUGGCGUUCUGGUGCUGAGAUAUGCGCCUUCUCUCCACUUCUCCACACUGCUUAUCUUACAAUUGCCACAGCUUAUUCCGGCCUUUCGCUCAAUGACAAUCGCCUUACUCAAGCUGGGGCCCGGAGCUACCCUGUUGUUCUCAGGCAAUUGCAGAAAGCCUUGGAUGAUCCAGAGAGAAGCAAAUCUGACGCUGUUCUGAUAACCAUUGGACUGUGCAUGACUUAUGAGACUUGGGGCGCCAUAGUGUCGAGGAAACCAUCGUUCCUCGCAACUCCAGAAUGGAAAACCAUGCCCUGGUCUUGUGGGACUACCGACAAAGACCUAGCCCAAUGUUUAUACGAUAAAAUGCUGGAGAUCCCAAGACUAAUCUGGCUCUUUGAUCAAGUCACCGCAUGCUGCAACCUUCAAGAAAAAGGAAAACUACGAAAGGAAACUUCUGCAUUAGCUAAAGACAUAGCUCUGUCACUACACCAGUGGAAGGCUGAUUGGCUGGACUGCGUGCCCCAGCGACGGCCCUACGAGAAACCACUUAUUCAUGAAGACCCAACGAUACCCAUUUUCCGAUAUCAAGAUUCGAGUAAUACCGACACUUUAAUUGAGCCGCAAGCAUUGUAUUAUCCAAACUGCGCAAUCUUCGCUGCCGUUUGCAACUAUUACGCGGCAAUCUUAGUUGUCCUCGAUACUGUCCGGCUCCUGAAUGGGCAAGUACGGAACCAGACUCAGAUGACCGUGGCAUAUGAGAUAUGUCGGUCCAUGAACUACUUCUUAACACAGCUGCCGCCUAGUAUGCUAGGGAGAGUGGCAAUACCGAUCUCGGCAGCGUACGAUACUUUGCCGCCGGGGGGUGUUGAACGGAAGUAUCUCGAGGAUGUUUACCGUUCCUGUGUCGGUGGCACAUGGCGCUCUUUCAAGGACUUUGUACAAGAGUUCUCAGUUUUAGAGGCGUCCUAG
This is a messenger RNA of Neoarthrinium moseri, 1686 nucleotides long. RefSeq lists its product as uncharacterized. The transcript is spliced from 6 exons. The record is from RefSeq and is a predicted model, not a curated record. NCBI's taxonomy places the organism in Eukaryota, Fungi, Ascomycota, Sordariomycetes, Amphisphaeriales, Apiosporaceae. The coding region runs from base 1 to 1686 and encodes 561 amino acids.